CGCACACACACCUACCCCACCUCACGCCCCUAUAUAUAUACUCACCCUCUUCAUCACGAUUUCUCCAUUCCCCCAUGCCAUGCAAAAGCAAAAAGUUUUAUCAUGGCUGAUGAUUUGAAGUUCGAGUUUAAAUUGGAACACUAUAAGUGGUUCACUUGUACCCGCCGCGGCGGAGACGGAGACGGAGAAGAAGAAGAAGAAGGAGUGUUUAAAUUGAGGAGGGAGAAAAAAAAAGUGAAAAUAGAAAAAGAAUAUCCGCCGCCAAUCCCAGGGUUAGCGAAGACGGAGAAUGUUCCGUCUUCGCAAAUGCCGUGGGUGAUGAAGAGGUACUAUACAUCUGAUGGUAGAUUGAUUAUCAAAGAAGAGAAAAUCGAACGAUUUGAGUAUUUCGAAGCUCACCGUACCAACGGACGAUUAAUGCUGAAUCUCGUUCCGUUAAACGAACAUGAUUUGGAUUGUUCCGAUGACGAUGAUGACGGUGAUGAUGAUGAUGAUGAUGGCGGCGGCGAUGUAGUUGAAGUGGUUGAUCGGACAGUGGCGGCGGCGGAGAAGGAGGAGGAGAAUGAAUCGGCAUUGGUGAAUGGCGGUGGUAGUGGUGGUGGUGCAACGGUGAUAGGCGGCGGAGGAAGUGGAGGAGUAAAGUGUUCGAGUUUGUGUACGUUUGGUGUUGCCGUGCCGGCGAUAAGAUGUUGACGAUACUUUUAUGAGAAAUUGAUGGGUGUUUUGAUAUUUUGAGGGUUUUUUGGAAAAGGCUUUAGAUUUUUCAUAUUUCAUUUAGUUUAAGAGGAAAAUUUUUUGUUGGAUUUUGUUGUUUUUUAGUAGUAAUUCAUUUUCAAAUGCCAAUUUUUGUGGUUUAGUGAUCCCUUUUUGCUGCAUGUCUAAUGUUUUUCUUGGCUAAAUUAUAUUAUUAGGCGUGUUUGGCGUCCCAGAGAUUUUUA
Messenger RNA from Capsicum annuum, 938 nucleotides. RefSeq lists its product as uncharacterized. The transcript has a single exon. Bases 103 to 693 code for a protein of 196 amino acids. NCBI's taxonomy places the organism in Eukaryota, Viridiplantae, Streptophyta, Magnoliopsida, Solanales, Solanaceae. The record is from RefSeq and is a predicted model, not a curated record.